Molecule: messenger RNA, 1328 nt
Organism: Prunus dulcis (almond)
Lineage: Eukaryota; Viridiplantae; Streptophyta; Magnoliopsida; Rosales; Rosaceae
Exons: 2
Coding region: 149-877 (242 amino acids)
Biological process (GO): protein dephosphorylation
Molecular function (GO): protein tyrosine/serine/threonine phosphatase activity
Source: RefSeq, a predicted model, not a curated record
UCCUUUCACAAACUGGGUUCAUUCAUUCUCUCUGAGGAUCUUGGUGUGUGUUUCUUAAUUUCUGAUUUUCGUUUUCUGGGCUGUGACACUAUUUCUUAAGAAAAAAAACCAAAAAAUAGUGUUGGGGUGAGUUUUGGGUAGAGCAAAGAUGGGUGUCGGCCUAUCAGUUCUGAUAGGGUUCAAAGCAGCAGUGCUCUUCUUCUUCUUCGCAAUCCUGAGAAGGUUAGGUUUCACUCUGCUAUCAAUUCCAUUUUUGUAUGGCUCUUUGGUAUCCAUGUUGGUUUCCUUAGCUUCUCACCCAUCCAUAGACCUUCCCAUGCUGUUGGGCAAGAACCCAGAUGGGAGUUUCCCAAUUUGGUCAAUCAUUAUGUUCAGCCCAUAUUUGUAUUUUGUCCGAUUCUUCUCUGCAUUGCGAAGAUUGCUCAGUGGAGAGGCUCCUUAUAGUGAAAUCUGCGAGGGUUUGUAUGUCGGCGGAUGGCCUUCUUCCCCAGAUAAACUGCCACCAGAUGACCCUGCCAUUGUUGAUUGCACCUGUGAGUUGCCAAGAAGGCCGGAGUUUUCAGGGCAUUCUUAUUUGUGUGUCCCGACAUGGGACACAAGGGCUCCUCAGCCGGCUGCCAUUGAAUCCGCUGUCAAAUGGGCUUGUCGAAAGAGGGACCAGAAAAGGCCUGUUUUGGUCCACUGUGCAUACGGUCAUGGAAGAAGUGUGGCUGUCAUGUGUGCACUAUUAGUUGCUCUUGGGGUGGCAGAGGAUUGGAAAAACGCUGAGAAAUUAAUUCGAGAAAAGCGUCCUUACAUAAGGAUGAAUGCUCUACACCGCAGGGCUCUGGAAGAGUGGUCAAAACAUCGGUUGUCUUCUUCUCAGAAGAAUGGAUAAACGAAUGUAACUUCAGCCAUUGAAUCUAUUUUAGUGCAAGAAAAAAAAAAAAUCAGAUUGAUAAGACAUAAGAUGAUUUCUUAUUUUCAACGUAUUAAAUUGUGCAAUGAUUGUUAUUGUUUAUCCCAGAUUUCUGUUAGUCUUCUAAUCCUCAUCCUUUCCCUCUUUGUUCAUUCCUGAUUUCCUGGUCUGUUUGCAUUGCUGCUGUAGUAAAAAUUGAUAAUAUGAUGCACGCCCAUUUUGCUGCUGUCGUAAAAAUUGAUCAUAUGAUGCACACCCAUCUUCAUGGUCCCCUUACUCCGUUCUGUUGAUGACCUCUCUCCUCUCGAACACAGAGAUUGCCAUUGAGCUUCGCUGCAUAGUGUUAAAUUUCCAAAUUAUUGGUGAUUUGUUUUUUUUAAAGAUUGGGGAGUUUAUUUUUUAUUUUUAAUAACGCUAUAUGUUGGCAACA